Messenger RNA from Drosophila sulfurigaster albostrigata, 1664 nucleotides. Its product is annotated as UDP-glycosyltransferase UGT5-like. Gene Ontology annotation, molecular function: UDP-glycosyltransferase activity. The coding region runs from base 782 to 1636 and encodes 284 amino acids. The record is from RefSeq and is a predicted model, not a curated record. Lineage: Eukaryota; Metazoa; Arthropoda; Insecta; Diptera; Drosophilidae. The transcript has 2 exons.
UAGUGCUAGAAUUAGUUGACCGUCGGAUAUCGUCAUGAGCGGGUGUUGAACAACAUGAAAAUAGCUCGAGUUGUCGUCGUGUUGUUAGCGUUUGUUCUAUGCAAGCGUUCAACACAAGCGGAAAAUAUUCUAGGAAUAUUCUCAUACACUUUUAGUACCCCCUAUAAAGUGGUUAUACCUUAUAUCAAAGCCCUAGUACUCAACGGACAUAAUGUGACAAUUAUCUCAUCAAUAAGUUUUCUACCAGACAUCGAGAAUGUGCGCCACAUUCGUGUUGGAGCUCUAGAUCGACUCAGAGAAAUUGUCCUGACGUUUGAUAUUACAGAGUGGUCUAACAGCAAGUGGAAGGAAUCUUUGGUAAUCUGUAAAUUUCAUUACAAUAUGUCGCACGGUAUACUCAGCGAUUCAGGAGUGCAAUCGUUGAUGCAAAAUAAAUCCGAGCACUUCGACAUGAUCGUCGUAGAGCCAACGCAUUCAGACGCUCUCAUCGGCUUCGCAGAGCACUUUAAUGCUUCUAUGGUUGGUUUAUCGACUCUUGGAUUCUCUUGGUUGACUGAUCAUCUAGCUGGUAACUCGGCACCAAGUGUUUACAAGCCCGUUAAGCCAUUGGGCUAUUCUUAUGGGAAUUCGCUGUUGGACAAAUGGAACAAUUGGAUUUACAUAGCCGAGGAAUGGAUGAUCGAUAGAUUGCUUAUUUUACCUGGACAGGUUGAACUUUUUUACACAGUUCUUUCAACUUCCAUCGUCACGUUUAUUCGAGCGACGAACUUCUUACUCACUUAUGAUGAUUAAUACGCACUUCAGCCUCGGUCGUGUUCGAUCCAAUGUGCCCAAUGUUAUCGAGGUGGCCGGUUUACAUAUGGCAGAGCCUAGUGAACCACUUGAGCCAGAGUUGCUGGACUUUGUGAAUGGAGCGGAGCACGGCGUCAUUUACUUUUCCAUGGGCAUGGAGAUUCUUACCGCAUGGCUGCCCAAAACCAUGAAACAAAAGAUGCUCCAGACAUUUUCACAGCUAAAGCAGCGAGUCGUGUGGAAGCACGAUGUGCACACAAUGCCUAACAAGUCGGAUAACGUCUACUUGACUUCCUUAGCACCUCAGCGUCAGCUGUUGGAACAUCCCAACAUGAAGCUCUUCAUCACAAACGGCGGUCUCCUUAGCACCAUCGAAUCAAUAUACUCGGGAGUCCCCAUGUUGGGCAUGCCCAUCUAUUUCGAUCAGUUUGAUAAUGUGGAACGUAUGGUGAAGGUAGGCAUAGCUCGUAAGCUGGAUAUUAACAAGCUCACAGACGAGCAGUUGAUGAACAAUAUAAAGGAACUGCUAGAGAAUCCAAUUUACACGCUCAAGGCCAAGGAGAUGUCCAAGCGGUUCCGGGAUCAACCCUCAAGUCCCAUUGAGACAGCCAUCUGGUGGACAGAAUACGUACUAAGGCACAAGGGAGCUCCUCACAUGCGAAUGACGGAUCAGGACAUGGCCUUUGUGCCUUAUUAUAAACUCAACAUAUUCUCGGUACUGUUCAGUCGCAUUGCGUUCUCUGCGUUCGUUGUCCUCCUCGUCUGCAUUAUUGUUGUGAACUUCUUUUUAAAGGAGUUUCAAAGAAACGCUGAGACGCCUUCAGUGUUUUACCCAUCUAAUUGAAAAAUAAAAGAGUGAGUUAAUCGUUAGA